UGAUAUAGGGGAUAUGGAGUUGAAGUCACAAGAAGAUUCUAAGAAGUUAAAGAGCCUUUCUUGGUAUUAUGCCCUAAUAGGGUUGCUUCUGAGUCUCAAUGUUGCCGUAUAUCUAAAUGGAUAUUCAAGAAAUGUGAAGAAAUUUAUCGAAAAGGAAACUGAUCAAAUGGUACCAGAUAUUUUGAUCAGCAAAACCCUUGAAGGAAUCAUCACAAUGGCAAUCAAAUUUCUCAAUUUCUUCAUUGCCAAAUUGUUCCAAUUUAGAUAUCAUGUGCCACUGCAAUCUGCAUCUUCUUUCAUGCCACUGCUAUUUUGGGUGGUGUUGACUCACUCAGUCUCAUCUUUGUAUUCUUAAUUAUUGGAUAUUGAGUCCUAAGUUUAACAAUGUGAAUAUUGAUGUUGUGCAUGCAUUUCGUAAGUUAAAUUAGACAGGAUUUAACAAAAUCGAUGAGUGAUUGUAAUCGUAAUUAUGUCUUAUCGUGUCUUUUGACAUGUUAUUGUGACGUUAACAUGUAUG
Molecule: messenger RNA, 517 nt
Organism: Olea europaea var. sylvestris
Lineage: Eukaryota; Viridiplantae; Streptophyta; Magnoliopsida; Lamiales; Oleaceae
Exons: 2
Coding region: 14-355 (113 amino acids)
Source: RefSeq, a predicted model, not a curated record